Messenger RNA from Prunus avium (sweet cherry), 573 nucleotides. RefSeq lists its product as uncharacterized. The record is from RefSeq and is a predicted model, not a curated record. NCBI's taxonomy places the organism in Eukaryota, Viridiplantae, Streptophyta, Magnoliopsida, Rosales, Rosaceae.
ACCUCUCAUGCCUUGCUUCUUUCUUGAACCCUUUUUAUAUAUAAAUGUGAAAUGCUCAUUUGGGUUAUUGCAGAGUCUGCGUUGAGCCUCAUUGCCAUGAAAAUGGAGCUCAAGAACCCUACAAUCCUCACUUUCCUUCUUCUCUUCUUGCUUGCCACACCUUGUUUUUCUAGAGUAGGUGGAUCAGAUGUAGUGGGUACCGAGGUUUAUGAGAUUGAUUAUAGAGGUCCAGAGACCCACUCAUCAAUCCCACCACCUGAUCACUCUCAUGGGAACCCUUUGAUCCACAAAGAAAGUGCCAUGGCAAGUCCUAAACCUAAGAGCUCUAGGGCUUCUAGCAUGGGAAGAAAGGCCAAGCAAAUGCAUGGAUGAAGAUCUCUGGCAGUGAGAGUGAUAAUUUUGGUCAAAGUUUUUAGUACAGAUAUAUCAAUUAAGAACAUGUUGAGAUUGAUCAAUUAAUAUAUAAAUGAUUAAUUAGCAAUCCUUAAUUCAUUGUAUGUUUUAAUUGCCUUGUGUAAAUGAGGGCUGUGAGAUCUUUUAUGUUUGGAUCAAUAUCUAUUGUAAUUACCAUUA